Porites lobata is the source of this 10436-nucleotide messenger RNA. NCBI's taxonomy places the organism in Eukaryota, Metazoa, Cnidaria, Anthozoa, Scleractinia, Poritidae. The record is from the annotation of a GenBank genome assembly.
AUGGACGAGGAAAAGAUUGAUAUAGGCCUGAUUCAGCGAUUUAGAUCUGGUAUUUCUGUCGAUAAGAAAAGUAAGAAAAAGGUUCUUGCAAUAUUCAAGUAUUUAACGGGGAAAGAGAGCCCUAUAGAAGCUGUGGAGCUCACGGUUCGUCGAGACCAACACCUCCGAGAAGCACAGCUGAAAGUCAUGUACGAGAUGGUCAAACUCGUAGAAGAUCCGCCGACGUUGGUAAGAAACGAAUGCUUUUUCCUCUCUUAGUUUUACUAUUAUCCCUUGUUUGUGAAAAUUCUCUUCGUUCCUAUGUACCAAAAUCGGUCCCGGUCGAUUAGGAUGAGUGCAAAACUGGGUAUAUUGACUUGAGCAGGACCGGACGUUGUCGUUUUCUAGUUUCAGUCUUUUGAUAUCAGAUUGGAAUGCGAAACAUAUCAGAAUGUUAGCGAUAUCAAAUUCUUUUGACGAGAGUUGUUUAACUGAAGGAGGUUGAGGGAGAUCGGAAAAAUAUGUGAUCAUGAAAAAAUGUAAAAUAUUUGUCGAGAAGUCUGUCGCUUUUUUUUCGAAUUAAUGCGAAAUUUAAGCUUUCCAGGCUCUCUGUAAGCUUAUGGGAAAAUCGUUUGAGUUGGGGUUAGUUUCAUUUUGUUACCUUUAUUAGUGGUUCUGCACAACUGACAAAAUGUUGAUGAAAUGAACAGAUUAUGAAAAACUGAAGCUUUACAGCAUUCAUUUAAAUAUUGCACAACAUUGAAGAAAAGUCACACUUUAAUAAUUCAACACAUGUAUUUAAAGAAUAAGCUUAUUGUUGAUGCAUUGCUCUGGUGUGAUUGAUUUCCGUUUUCUUUGUCACAUCUGUUGUAUUUUCCCUUUUUUUCACCUGAAUUCAUACAUGUAUACAGCUACUACUAGCACAAAGAAAAGAUCUUAAAGUAAGAAGCCCAAAAACAUAUUGUAGGCAGUGCACUUUAUGUUUAGUGCAGCAGUAUAAAUGGAACACAGUCAAUAUACAAUUACCAGGAUUAAUAAUCAAGGUGCCAAACAGAUCAAAUUGUAUGACCAUUCUUGACUUUUUCAUCAGUUCUUUAAAAAACUGGCCAUUAUCGAGAGGUUAUUUUGGCAAGGACUGUCCUCCGGGACAAAAAAGUGUCUGUAGUAGAAAGGUUGCCUUUAUUGGAUGCUUGACUGUAUUGCAUGUAUUUUUAAAUCUUUCACAGUAUUUCCUGACUUAUGAUUGAACUUGGUCUUUUUUUUGUAAUAACAACUGAAGUCACUGUUGUUACCAUUUUCCUUAUCACAUGUACGUUCAAUUUAAGUUGUUAUUUUUAUUUACACAGAAAACUGGAAGCGUUGAGAAGCAGAACAUGUUCAGUGUCUUUUUAAGUACUGAACUUCUGAAUUUUGUUGUCAGGCUUUUAUGGAUUCGUAUUCCCAAUGAGAGCUUAGGAACCAAUGAUCAGCCAUGGCAUGCCAGUCAUUUUAAUAGUUUAAUGGUUCUUAAACACAUCCUUACAUUGCCUCAAUACACCAGAAUAAAUUGUAAACAUCUCAUGGAAAUCAACACAGUUGAAGCUCUUCUGGACUUCUGUGAUGCCAAUUUUGAUCUCUUGGGACUCUAUCCAGCAGUUUGUGCAUUAAAAACUUUAACCUGUCUGGAACGUGAAGCCUGUGACAGAAUCGUGUUGUUAAGUGGAAUAUCAAAAAUUGGAAAAGUUGUGUUAAAAGAUAAUUGCCAAAAAAUGAUUGUCAAGGCUUAUAAAAGUGGAAUAACAAGUAGUAGACCUUAUAUAAAAAGAGUUUUGGAGGACCGUAGAGAUCAGUGCUUGGAUAAUUUCAAACGGGCUGAACUACCAUCGACAGCUGAUUUGCCACUGAACAUUUUACGUUCUUGGAGUUACAAAAUACAGAUGAAUGCAGCUGUUGUCCUUUUAAAGGUUAGCUUAAAGAAUUUUUUUUAGCUUAUGGAAAAGAUUAUUCUCUGUUUUCACUGUCAUGCCAUCAAAAGUAAUAAUGCAAACCAUUUAAUACAGAAAGCGCAGCAUAUGGCAAAUAGAAGAAGACGAAUACAAAAAGCCUCACCAAGAAUCAGAUCUGUGUGAUAUUUCAUCUGCGAGAUGUUUGGGAAACAUUUUACCCAAAUAUAUACACUGUGAGGCUUUGUAUGGAGACACCAUGUUGGUGUCCCUUUGAGGGCACAAAUAUGGCCGCCCAAAAACAAACAAUAAAUAAACCAACUAUGUGACAGACAAGCCACAUGUAUGACUUCAUAAACAUUAAAGGCCAUGCUACAUGCAAGCUGAGAGAAACCUCUGUUCACGGGGUAAAGACUUCUUUCUAAUGUACCGUCCUCACAGUCUGGUGGCCUCUGAUGCACUAGUUUUAAUAAAUCUCAUCCCUUGAUGAACUUAAGAUCCUUUAUUAAUGGUAUCGUUUAAUAUAAUAUUAAAUGUAAUAUUUACAAAGGUAAUUUGUUUGUAGAUUGCAGAGCAAAAUGAUCGAUACAGAAAACUUAUUUUAAAAGAUAAAGUGGCAUCAAAGGUUAGUUACAGCAUUAGUUUCAUGAAGUUGUAGAUGAUAUAAUAGGGAGCUAUAGCAACGAGGACGGUGACAGCAACAAAAACGGCAAAAAUGCAAUAGGUUUAAUUUAUGAUGUAGGCAAACCCACAACUUUGCAGGUACAUGGAAUCUUGCUGAUGCCAAAAAUUGACAGAGCACAUAAAAAUUAUCUUACACUUGAAAUUUGAGAGGAAACACAUUUAAGGGAGACAUUUUAUGGCACUUUGAUUUUUCAGCAAAGUAGUACAUGUAUGAUUUCUAUUGGCCAGCAUGUUGGAAAGCAUACUCUUGCCCUCCAACAGGGCCGCCAAAACUACUUUUUGCUUGUGCAAUUACAUGUAUCUUUUUCAACAUUUGAUAUUUAUGCUCAGAUGUGCUGUAAAUGUUACCACAUCAUCUUUUCAACACUUUCCUUGAAGUUUAAGUGCAAAAUUUGUGUUCUGAAAGAGGUAAUUCAUAAUUUUGAAAAUCACAUUUUGGUCACGAGACCAGCUACGAACUUACUCAUUUUAAGAAAAUGAUGCGGGUUUGAGAAUCCAAAUCACUAUUAUUUUGUUUAAGAUAUGACCCACUAAUCGUUUUUUGAAGGCAAAAUCAUAUAACUUUAAUUUUUCAUAAAAAUGACGUCACAUGACCUCUUAGUGCAAAUGGCCUAUUGAGGAAAAAGAAGCAUUUAAAUCUAAAUUGAAAAUGUUUCUUUUUAAAAAGGUAUAUGACAUUUAGUUUCAUCAUAUUUGUUUUUGUUUUCUCUCCUUUUUAAGAUGUGUAUGCUAUAAAUUUCCCAAUAUGUACGUUAGGGUUAUAUGUAAGCUUGUGAUUAAUGAUAUUCUUAUGUCCUUUUUACAUUGUAAAGUGCUUAGAGCAGCGAUGUAUAAGCGCUAUAUAAAUUCCAUUAUUAUUAUUAUUAUUAUUAUUAUUAUUAUUAUUAUUAUUAUUUAAAGCUGUAACAGCCCCAUGAUUCACAUGGACUUUCCUUCUCUUGCACUGGUUCAAUUUAUUUACAUUUAAUUUAAAUAACUUGUUGACACCUUUCCUCUGUUUGAUACCAGGCUGUGAUCACAUGGAUUAAAACUCCCUCAAUAGCAGCAAGUGACUGUACAAUGAUCGCAAUGUGUUUGAAAGUGGCAGGCAUGAUAUCUCAGAGCGAAGAACUUACCUGGCAACUGAUUGAUUCCUAUGGCAUCAUUGAAUUCUUCGAAGAUGGAGGUAACUUAAUCAGUUCCGCAUAUCUGCACUUGGAUGUCUCGGAGAAAUUAUAAUAUCAUUUAAGAUAAAGCCAAGGACAAAUAUUGAAUGUACAUGUACAGUGCCUGCCAGUUUCCUCGUAAAAUUGUCUUUCAUUUGCUUAUGAAACAAGUAAAGAAUUUUUACUCAAGAUCAUGACUUGUGGCUGAUUCCCCAUGAAAACUUGUACUAAACAUCAUGUCCUGAUGCUGUACUUUUGGUUCUUUUUACUUUUUAAAAUUCAUAGUGCUGAUACCUGACAAUGCACCCAUAAAUGCAUUCUUGGAGCUGAUAGAGCAAAUGUCCACUCACAGUGGUCGAUGCAGAAACAAAAUUUUGGAAAAUGAGGUACAGUAUUGCAUUUUUCUCGAGGAUAAGUUAUUUUAGUCAGGUUUACUCACUGUUGUUGAUUGUUAUGUUUGUAGGAAAUUCUUCAGGCAUUAGGAAGAUACAUGUUUUCCUAUAACAAAGAGGUACUAUCAACUUAAUUCUGUAUACACUGUACCUACAGUUACAGGGCUGUGCUCUAGCAGAGCCCAGUGGCCCCUGGUGCCUAACUUUUGCUCAGUUUGGCGACUAGAAAAUCUUACUUUCUUCAUACAGAUCAUAUAUGCUGGGCAACCUAGAUUUUACAGUUUCAGGGCUCUGGGCUCCCUUCAAUUUUCCUUAUAGCACAGCCUUGAAUUACACUAUAAAUUAUAUCAGUAACAACCUUGAUUUUACAAACAGUUGCAUGGUAAGCAAAAAAAGUUCUGAAAGUAACUACCCUCUAAAUACUUUUGGAUUUAGCACCCUUCUUCUAUCGCUACUUUCGCGGAAGAGGGGUCGUUAAAAUGUAUCUGAUGGCUAAAACAUGUACUCCACAUGGGCACUUCAAAAAAUUAAAAAUAAUGUCCAAAAAUGUGCAAAAAAUAAUUAGUUACUCUUGGCGGGACUGCUACUCUUGGGAUUUGCUAACACCUGUGACAUUUUAUCGGUACUAUCAGAGGAUUGCUACUUUCAAGGGGCCAUUGCUUUUGAAACUUUACGGCAUAAUGACAUGGUAUUAAUUUGUGACUAACUAGUAACUCUUGCCAUCCCUCCCUGGCUUAGAUUCAAGGUCCUACUUUACGUGCUUUGGCAAACCUGUCAGAGUCUGAUGAAAUGGCAAAGAAUUUAAUAAAAUGUGGAGUUACUCCCAAGAAUAUCACUUUGGUUACCAUAUUUUAUCAGGUAAGAAGGUGGUUCAAUCAGUUUUAAGUGUUUGCUUGAUAUCUUCAAGGUGCCUUACAUUACAAAGAUAAGCAAAAUUAAGCAUAGUAACAUAAUAAUAAUGAUGAUGAUAGUGAUGACUUCAGACGAUGAUGAUGAUGAUGAUGAUGAUGAUGACAAUGUGACAAUGAAGGCAUGAAAAAGUAAUAAUAUUGUGUUCUCUUUAUCUGUUGUGGAGGUCUAUUCAUAUUUUUUAUUUCUUUUAGCAUCCUGCCAUAGGCCAAGCUCAGCGAAUUCAAAAAACACUGAAAAGAACAUGUCAUAAGUAAGUAAAUAUUUUGUCAUACUACGAUGAAAGUUGCCUUCUAUGAAGCAGCAACUUGCAACUCUCCAGAGGAAGGCUGCCAGUAAACAUUGGACUAUACAAUUGUACUAGUGUGGUAGUGUUCUUUUUUUUUUUUUCCUAUUUUAAAGAUCCUCUCAAAGGUGUUCCUAUAAUCUUUUAUCAUUUUUGAAUGAAUAUUGCAUUUUAGAAGACAGGGUUGUCAUUAAGAGCCGGGGGCUGGAGAUUUUCCCCAGCUACUAAGAGAGUGGCCUCCGGCUACUUUUAUUGGAAAAUAGAAGAAAAAUAGAACGAAAAGAAAUCCCUAGCCUUUCGAUUCCCCGCCAACUUGUUGUAUUUACCCGUCAACUUGAAAUCUUGGUGACAAUCCUGAGAAGAACACAGUGAAGGGAAUAUAUUUUGUCAACUAUAAGUUUGGUGAAUUUCUGUGGUAAUGGGCAAUUCCAGAAAAUAUCCAUACCCAACCACGGACGGCUUCCAUGUUUUAAGCCCCCCUUGCCUUGGGAAAUUCCAAAAUGCGCUACCCCCCCAUGCCCUCAGAAUUCCAUAGUCGUGAACCCCCCCUCCCCUUCAGAAUUUCCGGUUUUUUUUGGAAGUACAUUUUCGACUUAGCAACGCCAAUAAGAACAAACGAACAUGAAUUUAUGCCUCCUCAAGGCUGUGAUCUAGCGGCGCCAGGUGACAAGCUUUACUCUUCAGUGACAAGAAAAACCUACGCUAGUUGCCAGGCCGUGCAAACUCCUUUUUAAGUCCGAAUUUGGCUAUAAAAAUAAACACCACUUAAGGUAAUUUUACUCCUCUUUGUUUUCUUGUGCUGUUUUGACGUUUACGAAGGAAAAUAGCUCAAACAGACUGUUAAAAUCUUUUGGCGGUCAAAUACACCGUCGAGUCGUGUUGCGUCCUUUUAUACGUCAUGUAGUGCGCACGAAAAGCGUUCAAAUCUGACAGGCGUUCCUUGGAAGUGAGGGACUGGUGCGAGUUUUUUACUGUUUAUCGGACGGUUUCGGACGGGAGUAACAAGAAAUUUGCAAGCGGUAUUAAAGAUACAUUUUCAGUUUUUAUUCACGUGACAAGAAAUUCAUCAAGGUAAAUGUGAAACCAACGUUUUACUGUUCACUUCUAUAAGUUAUGAGCGUAAACACGUGUCUGAUCUAUCGAUGCUUGUCUUCUGCUUCCGCAGUCAUACGUUCGUGGUUUAUUUACGAACUACAAAAGUCCACAACAAUAGCGUUUUCCAGGAACUUACUCUACACUUUCUACUCCAGAAAUCCCACCUGUGGAAUUCCCCCAUACCUUCGGAUUUCAAAUCGUAAAUACCCCCCCAUGCCUUCAGAAUUCCAUAAUCGUGAAUCCCCCCUCCCCUUCGGAAAUCCUUAAAGCCGUCCGUGGUAUGGUAUGGAUAUUUUCUGGAAUCGCCCAAUUUAACUUAGUCUGCAAUGCAUGCUGUUUUUGCACAAAAUGAGAAUCUUGUGUGAUUCUGAAGGGGUUUGCAUUUCCCUCCAUUUGUAUUUACAGUGACAUUUUCUUCUUCCGUUUUGCAGGCUGUGGAUCCAGGAAGAAAUAGCCUUUGGUAAAGAACGCUUUGAUUUCUUCUCCCAAGUGGAUGAAGAAAGUGCUCGAGUUUUGAAGGACAUCGGCAACAAGCAAUUCAAAUCCAACUCAUUUGAUGAGGCGAUAAGACGGUACACAGAAGCUUUGAACUGCUGCCCGCAAGGAACCGAGGCAAGCAAGGCUGGAAAAGAUGGAAGAUGGUAAAAAUAAUUUGCUUCUUUUUUUUUUCUUCAUUUGCUCAACAUAACGGCCGGUCAACAGACAAUGUCCAGCCAAGAUGACCAUUUGUCCAGACAAACUUUUCGUUUGCUGGUCAUUUGGACCAGGCACGUUCAAGUUGUUAUUGGGUUAUUUUUAACAUUUUGACCAGUCAGACAAGAGACGUGACCGAGCUUAAGUUUCUUUGGCCGGUCAACACAACCCACAACAGUCCCAAAUCUUAUUUUGAGCUCUUGAUUGAGAAUGCAAUAUUAGAAAGUAAUAUACACUGUACCCCUGACACUGAAGUUACAUGCAUUCCUUAAAGGAGCUGUGUCAUGAAAUUCACAGCCAAAUUAGGAAAUUAAAAAAAUGCCCGUUAAAUUAAGAGAAGCAUAAAAUAACCGCUUAAAACUUUAAAGGAAGGUUAAAAUAAUAUAACAGAAACAACAGAUGCCACGGAUGGGCAAAACUGAAGAAGAUUGAAACGGAUUGAAAUUAGGGUUUUUGAAAACUGUUCAGCCUAACAGUUUUUCAAAGUUGAUCCCUGCUACUUGCAACUUCAAAAAUAAUGCUCAGGAGACAUAUUUGUCUGUCUAGGAUCUCUGAUUUUGUCAUUUACAUGUAAUUUCUUUGCUUACUUCAAGUUCCAUAGCAAUUGAGGGCGAGUAAUUGGCAAAAUUAAACAAAAUGAACUGGACUGCCGUGACACAGCCCCUUUAAAAUAAUAAUGUUUAUGCAUAAUAUCACUACAAAUCAUGCAACUAUAAUUAUGUACCUAUAUAAAUUGCCUUCCACUCACUUCAAUUACCAUUAUUCACUUGAUUCUCCUUUGUAAUUCCAUAAGGAUGGUACUGCCAGCAGUAUUGUACAGCAACCGUGCUCAGUGUCAUUUGAACAAAUCAGAGUGGCAAAGUGCCCUGAAUGACUGCAAUGAAGCCAUGGCCAGGUGUCUUGAAGGUCAGUUACAGUAUUUAUUUUUACAAGGCUUUGACAAUGUGUCUGUGGUGUCCUUUCUUUUGUGAUGAAUUAGUAAUAAUUAUCCUCAUUACCAAAUGCAGGGGCACCUAAUGACCGAAUGUUUCCAAAGUACAGUUUUUCUUUAUUCCAAAAUUUUCAGGAAACCUUUUUUUUCAACAAUAAUAGCAAUAUUGUAGUAACAAAAUGUGGAAAACACAACCUCCGAAAACCGUAGGUAGAAAAGGUUGUCCAGAAAUUUUUAGCCUUUCUCGAGCUUCAGAAAUUUCUAGGCAAUAGUUGCUUUUUAGAACAAUUGUUUUACAGGGAAAAGAGUCGUUGGGUGCACACCAGUCAGGUUGAGUGCUUCAUUGUGUCUCGUUGUCUCGAAUGUUCAGGGGUCUGUUAUCUCGCAUGCGUUUUUUGUUAACAUGUAUAGACCAGCUAGGGAAACAUUCCAGUCUUUCUGUCGUAAUUGGACAAACUCACCCAAUCGCAGCUGCGGGUGUGCCCGAAUUAGACAGAUGUACAUCAAUGUUUAUUUAGUAAAAAUGGUCUCUUUCCUUUUGGUGAUGUUUGCUAAUCCCUCAGUAUUUGCUCCAUUUCCUAAAGCAGUCUCAGCAGUAGUAUCAACGAUUAAUUCCUGAAACUGGUCACCAGGGCCCAGAUGUUCGAACGCCGAUUAGCACUAAUCCAGGGUUAAAUUUUAACCCGGGUUUCUUUUUCUUUUUAUCAAAAGCAAGCUCUUGGGUAAUUUUCCAUAUUCGUUUUAAAGUAUCCAAUCAUCAAAUUGUAGGCAAGCAGAAUUAAACUGAAUUUGUUUUUAAGCUCUCAUAUUCGAGUUCAAAUUAGGCACUAACCCUGGGUUAUCUUAACUCAGCUUCGAACAACCCGGCCCAGACUGGCAACUUGAAUUCUUCGUCAAACUGCUUUUUACACUUACUGUGCCUUUAUGAAUAUCUAUACAGGAAUUUUUAUACACAGUAGGGAAAGAGUUGCUAGUAAACUUACGUUUUUUAUACAUUCUUACGUUAGAAAACGAGGAAGCUGAAAAAAUACUGUUAAAAACCAUGUUCCGUCGAUCCAAGGCCUUUAUGGAGCUCGGACACCACCAGCGAGCGUUGAAUGACAUCUCAUUUUGCCUCAGAACCCAAGUUAACAAUACUGGAAAUGCAAAUAAUGUGCUGUCUAUUUUUUGGGAGGUAAGGAACAAGCCUGACCUUUAAACUCAUUCUCAUACACACCCAUUUCCAAAAACAAAGCAAAAUACAACUUUGCAGAACUUAGUCACGUGCGUGAAUACCACCUAGCAACGGCUCGCUGGAUAGCAAGCCAUCCAAGUGUUCAUUCAGAUUCAAGUACGACCGAGGGAAGCCUUUCUAGGCAAAUUCAAACGUCUUUUAAGUUUUCUAGACCAGUCGUUUGGGUUAAUUUUUAACACAGUAAUUAAAUUAGGCUAGGAAUGCUUCACUUACAUGUAGUGACACUCAAAGCUUUGCGGUCAGAGUGAACGCUUGGAGGCUUGUAAUCCAGUGAGCCGUUGGCGAAAGUCUGCAAAGGGCUAGUUUCAAAGGCUGAGGAGUGUAAAAGUAAAGAAAUCACGUUGACAGUCACGGAUAAAUACUAGCAGCCUCGGUGAAAAACACUCAUUAUUCAGCCUAAUAAAUUAAUUUCGGGCAAGCAGAGGAGCCGGCAAUCGUAAUCUUCAGGUUCCUGUUACGAAUGCUUGGCAAGUAUGUAACCAGCGGUCGUUUCGAUUUCCACCAAGAAUGAAUUGAGUGCCGAGAGUAGAACGCAAUCUGAUUAUGCGUGUUUUGACCUUCUAUGACGUGAGAAAAACACGCAAAACACAGCGUUGGACCAAGUGCGUUUUGACCUUCGGUCGAUCUCGCCCGCACUCCAUACCUUCGGUUAUCACCUGUUCAAUAGUUAUUAAAAUAAAUUAACUUACAGGGUGUGCCAAAACCUAUGUCCGAUUGUCCGUGACAGGCAAACCUCAUACUUGACGAAAUAAGGUUAAAUAUUCAUUUUAACUUCGCGAUUCCACGGUCAUUUCAUUUGUUUUCACGAGCCCCGUUUAGGUUUAAGUCAAAAACGAUUUACAAGGAUAAUAAUGUGAUUAAAGCUAAACUUUUUGGCAAGAACUCUUCAGUUUUGGACAACCAAACUUCAUAUAGUGCUUGUCCUAAGGACAAGUGGAUAGGAAAAUUUUUCUCUUAAUCUGUUGAUUAUGUCAUGCUCUUUAUUGUAGGUUUUGGGGAAAUACCGUAAAGCGUAUGGUCCUGAGCCAAUCCGUCGCUGUGGCAACUGUAUCGGCGGGGAUGGAGACAAAUUGAAGAGAUGUGCCAACUGUGAGGAAGUAUAUUGUAGCAAAGAAUGUCAAGUUCUGGCUUGGGAAAAGGGCCAUAAAAACCUCUGCAACAAGUAA